AUGCAUGCGCUUGCGCGUGUCUGUCGCUCCCGAGCGCCACGGGCCACAUCUCGCAUGGCCCGUGUGUUGUGUUUCUCCUCUUCUAACUCUGGAUCUAUAGGUACUACGGCCGCGUUGGGCCCGGAUGUGGCCGAGUUUGCGAACCAGCACGGACAUGUCCAGGCCAGACUCGAUUACAAGAAGCUCGUGGAAAAUGUAGACGCGGCCAUUGAAAACGGCAAGAAGCGUUGCAGUGACGGCAACCCGCAGCUCGUGGCCGACCUUUAUCAGCGUCAGGCCAAGCUGCGUCACAGUGUUAACCUGCUACGUGCCGAGCGCAAUACACACGCCAAACAGCUCGGCCAAGCUGCCGCAGCCAAGAAGAAACAGGGCCAGGAAGCAGAGCAAGUCUUCGAGACCUUGCGUCUUCGUGGACAGGAACUGAAGCGCGAGAUCGCAGAUGUCGAGGCCGAGCUCGGCCAGGUGUCGGCCGAGCUAGAGCUUGAAGCACUCAAGAUCCCCAAUGACACGCAUCCAGAUGUCCCUGUCGGAGGUGAAGAGGAAUCCCGCGUUGUCAUGAAGUAUGGCGAGAAACCCGUCUUCAACUUUAAACCCAAGGAUCAUUAUGACUUGGCCACAGCCUUGGAACUGCUGGAUACUCAGACCGCUGCAAAGGUGGCCGGGUCGAAAUUUACAUAUUUGUGUAACGAAGGCGCCAUGAUGGAGAUCGCGCUAGUUCAUUGGACACUAAGCAAGCUGCGUGCACGCGGGUUUAAGGUCAUGUUCCCGCCCGAUGUGGCCCACUACAAACUCGUGGAAGGCUGCGGCUUCCAACCGCGUGGAGAGGCCACGCAGAUCUACUCGAUCGCCAACUCGGACUUGUGUCUGACUGCGACGUCGGAGAUUACGCUCGCAGCGGCCAAGAGCAACGAGAUCCUGUCGACUCCUACGUUGCCUCUAAAGUACGCAGGCUUCAGUCACUGCUUCCGCACGGAGAUUGGCCACGGUGGCCGUCUGACACGCGGGAUUUACCGUAUCCACCAGUUCAGCAAGGUGGAGAUGUUCGCCUUCUGUGCGAAUGAGACGCAAGCCCAGGAGUUCUUCGACGAGAUGGUAGAGAUACAGACGAGUAUGUACGCCGAGCUGGGUCUGCACUAUGAGCUCAUGGACAUGGCCACAGGUGACUUGGGUGCGCCCGCGUAUCGUAAGUACGAUCUGUUGGCGUGGAUGCCUGGCCGCGAAGAGUACGGCGAGGUCUCUAGUAUGUCUAUGUGCACCGACUACCAGGCCCGUCGCCUGAAUAUUCGCCACAAGGACCCAAAGGCCGAGGAAACUGGUACGUCGUUCGUGCAUACACUGAACGGCACCGCCUGUGCUGUCCCUCGUCUGCUUAUCAGUCUGUGGGAGACGUACCAGCAAGAAGACGGCUCUAUUGUCAUCCCCGAGGUUCUCAGGCCGUACAUGGGUGGCCAGGAAGUCAUUCGCCGCGCUGAAUAA
Molecule: messenger RNA, 1476 nt
Organism: Phytophthora infestans T30-4
Lineage: Eukaryota; Oomycota; Peronosporomycetes; Peronosporales; Peronosporaceae
Product: seryl-tRNA synthetase
Exons: 1
Coding region: 1-1476 (491 amino acids)
Biological process (GO): mitochondrial seryl-tRNA aminoacylation
Cellular component (GO): mitochondrion
Molecular function (GO): serine-tRNA ligase activity; tRNA binding; ATP binding
Source: RefSeq, a predicted model, not a curated record